AGUGACUGACUACUCAUUUUUAGGAUGUUGACACAUGUGGACCUACAGUGACAUCCUCCUCCAGCAAGGCCGUCUCUUCGCUCCCUCCUGCGCUCAGAAGCCUCUGGAGGGACUUAUUUUGCAGAAGGGAACUUCAAUGCAUUUGCUUACUGUUAUUUAAGGAGCCUUCACUAGACGCUUUUGGAUCGCGCUUCUGAGCGGACAAAAGAUUUUGCCUUCAAAAUGCUCAUCAAGGAAUAUCGCAUUCCUCUUCCGAUGAGCGUGGAGGAGUAUCGCAUUGCCCAGCUCUACAUGAUACAGAAAAAGAGCAGAGAGGAGACAUGUGGGGAAGGCAGUGGAGUGGAGAUCCUGGAGAACAGACCCUACAUGGACGGCCCGGGAGGCAACGGGCAGUACACUCACAAAGUUUACCACAUUGGUAUGCACAUCCCCAGCUGGUUUCGCUCCAUAUUGCCCAAGGCAGCGCUGCGAGUUGAAGAGGAAUCUUGGAACGCGUAUCCUUAUACGAGGACAAGGUAUACGUGUCCUUUUGUGGAGAAGUUCUCUAUUGAUAUCGAGACSUACUACAAAACUGACCCAGGAGAGCACGUCAACGUGUUCAAUCUUUCUCCUGCRGAGAAAAGACAGACCAUUCUCGAUCCUAUCGAUAUUGUUAAAGAUCCUAUCCCUCCACAUGAAUACAAAGCUGAGGAGGAUCCAAAACUGUAUAAAUCAGUGAAGACUAAAAGAGGCCCCCUCUCAGAAGACUGGAUUGAAGAAUACAAGAACAACCCUGGGAAAUACCCAAUCAUGUGUGCAUAUAAACUUUGUAAAGUCGAGUUCAGAUACUGGGGGAUGCAGUCCAAAAUCGAGCGGUUUAUCCAUGAUGUUGGCUUGCGGAAGGUGAUGGUCCGGGCCCAUCGGCAGGCCUGGUGCUGGCAGGACGAGUGGUACGGGCUCACCAUUGAGGACAUCCGGCAGCUGGAGAAGGAGGCGCAGCUCAUGCUGGCUCAGAAGAUGGCCCAGUUCUGCAGCGACAACGACGGCGAGCAGCACGGAGCCAAAGAGGCCGCUGGCCAGAAGGAUGUUGAAGCGGACKCCGCUUCGCCUGGUGACACAGAGGAUGUCGCCAGUAGCAGCGAAACGGCCUCCGGGCGGUCRCUCACCAAGCAGUGGUCCACCUCUUCCAAGUCCUCUCGAUCUUCCAAGAGGGGAGCAAGCCCCUCACGCCAUAGCAUCUCCGAGUGGAGGAUGCAGAGCAUUGCCAGGGACUCGGAUGACAGCUCGGACGAUGAAUUCUUCGAUGCACAUGAGGACUUGUCUGACAAUGAGGAAAUGUUCCCGAAAGAAAUAACCAAAUGGAGUUCCAAUGAUCUGAUGGAUAAAAUUGAAACCCCUGAAUGCGAUGAUGUCCAGGGCGACCUGUAUCGCGAGCCRUCAGCGGAGUACCACGUGGCCUCCAGCGUGGAGCGCCUCAGCAUYAUUGAGGAUGAAUCAGUGCAGCCGUUAAUGCAGCCAAGUAAAAUCCAUGUCCUCCUCCUGGUCCUGCAUGGAGGCAACAUCCUGGACUCAGGAAGUGGUGACCAGAGCUCUAAACAAGGGGAUGUCAACACCAUCACGACCGUGUUUGACACRGUGAUGAGGGUACAUUACCCAGCUGCUCUUGGACACAUCGCCAUCAAGCUAGUCCCUUGCCCAGCCAUCUGCUCUGAAGCCUUUUCGCUGGUGUCCAGCCUCAGCCCAUACAGCUACGACGAGGGCUGCCUGUCCAACAGCCAGGACCACAUCCCGCUCGCCGCGCUCCCCUUGCUAGCAACYUCCUCCCCGCAGUACCAGGAGGCCGUGGCCACCGUCAUCGUCAGAGCCAACCAGGCCUACAGCGAGUUCAUCCGCUCCCCGGAGGGCACCUCCUUCAGCGGCCAGGUUUGCUUGGUAGGGGACUGUGUCGGAGGCAUUCUGGGAUUUGAUGCCUUGUGCUACAGCAAUCAGACCGUGUCCGAGAGCCAGGACAGCAGCCGGCGAGGAAGCGUGGUGAGCGUCCAGGAUACCGAUCUCCUGUCUCCUGGAAUAACAGUGAACAAUAGCUAUUGUUCCAGUGGCUCUAAUCUGGAAGGCAGCAGACACCUCAGCAGAAGCAACAUUGAUAUUCCUCGUAGCAACGGAGAAGAUCCAAAGAAGCAGCUGCCACGCAAGAGGAGUGAUUCAUCAACCUACGAGCUGGACACAAUAAAGCAGCAUCAGGCCUUUCUUUCAAGUUUACAUUCUAGCGUUCUCAGGAACGACCCRGGGUCCAGGCGAUCCAGCAGCUCCACGAUGUUGGAUGGAGGAAAUAUUGGGAAGUUUGAGUUUGAGAUCACGGACUUCUUCCUCUUUGGAUCUCCCCUGGGGCUGGUUCUUGCACUGCGAAAAACUGUCAUCCCAGCUCUUGACAUCUUUCAGCUGAGACCGGCCUGCCAGCAAGUCUAUAACCUCUUCCACCCCGCAGACCCUUCUGCCUCCCGCCUGGAGCCACUGCUGGAGAGGAAGUUCUACCUGUUGCCCCCCUUUAACGUUCCCCGCUACCAGAGGUUCCCGCUGGGUGAUGGCAAUUCGGCUGUGCUGGUUGAGACAAUCCAGAACAAUCCCAUCCUGCUCAUGGAAAGCAGCCCUUUGGGUGCUCUCCAGCACCAGGACAGCUUCAUGGAAACAAGUAUCCCUGUUCCCGUUCUGAAUUGGCAAGAUGUUUCCAAUAAAAGUGCUGGUUUUGCUGAGUCAGAUGUUGUUCAGUCUCAUGGUGCCGUCUUCAUGGAAAGCGCGUCCCUGUCCACCCCCAUGUCCGCCCCUCAGUUCAGGGGCUUCCGACGAGCCAGUGAGAUCAGCAUUGCCAGCCAGGUCUCAGGAAUGGCAGACAGUUACACUGCUUCCAACAUAGCCAACAAAACCAAAUACCACCUUAAUCAUUGCAGAGGCUUUAGCCUUCUGGCCCAACUUGCCCUCCCUCACAAAUCCCCUACCCAGACCUCGUCCAAGAGACGUAGGCAGUGUAAGCAUGAAAUCCCUCCAAGUCACUUAGGAGGAAAGCUCGAAGGGGCGCGGAGCCGGGACGCGGGCUGUGCUCUUCGGAUCCCCGACCUGGACAUCAAGCAAGUUGCUGCCAAGUGGUGGGGAACCAAGAGGAUCGACUACGCUCUCUACUGCCCCGACGCGCUCACGGCCUUUCCCACAGUGGCCCUGCCGCACCUCUUCCACGCCAGCUAUUGGGAGUCCACAGACGUCGUCUCCUUCCUGCUGAGACAGGUGAUGAGGCACGAGAACAGCAGCGUCCUGGAGCUGGACGGGAAGGAGGUGUCCGUCUUCACGCCCUCCAAGCCCCGGGAGAAGUGGCUGCGCAAGAGGACGCACGUGAAGCUGCGGAACGUCACGGCCAACCACAGGAUAAACGACACCAUCGCUAAUGAAGACGGGCCCCAGACCUUAACUGGGAGGUUUAUGUAUGGUCCAUUAGACAUGGUCACGCUCACGGGGGAAAAGGUGGACAUUCACAUCAUGACCCAGCCGCCGUCCGGAGAGUGGGUUUACUUUGACACYGAGAUCAGCAACAGCAGCGGCAGGAUCUCCUACGUCAUCCCGGAGAGCCGGCGUUUGGGCAUUGGCGUGUACCCUGUGAAGAUGGUGGUCAGGGGUGACCACACGUACGCCGACAGCUACAUCACGGUGCUGCCGAAGGGGACGGAGUUCGUGGUGUUCAGCAUCGACGGCUCCUUUGCAGCCAGCGUGUCCAUCAUGGGCAGCGACCCCAAGGUCCGCGCCGGAGCGGUCGACGUCGUAAGGCACUGGCAAGACCUCGGCUACCUCAUCAUCUACGUCACGGGCCGCCCCGACAUGCAGAAGCAGAGGGUGGUGGCGUGGUUAGCACAGCACAACUUCCCGCACGGGAUCGUCUCCUUCUGCGACGGGCUGGUGCACGACCCGCUGCGGCACAAGGCCAACUUCCUCAAAUCCCUCAUCACGGACCUCCACAUGAAGAUCCACGCGGCGUACGGCUCCACUAAGGACAUCUCCGUGUACAGCUCCAUCAGCCUCCCUCCCACGCACAUCUACAUCGUCGGCCGCCCCACCAAGAAGCUGCAGAGCCAGUGCCAGUUCAUCACGGAGGGCUACGCGGCCCACCUGGCGCAGCUGGAGUACAACCACCGCGCGCGGCCCGCCAAGAACACCACGCGCAUGGCGCUGCGCAAGGGCAGCUUCGGGCUGCCCAGCCAGGCCGAGUUCCUGCGCAAGAGGAACCACCUGCUGAGGACCAUCUCGUCGCAGCCGCCCGGCGCCGGCCACCGGCCCGAGCGCACGCAGAGCCAGUCGGACGGCGACAAGGAGCGGGACAGGGAGCGCAGCCAAAGGAGCAUGAGCAUCGCCACGGGGUGCUGGGGCCGGAGCGCGGCGUCCCGCCUGGACUCUGGCCUCCUGGGGCAGAAAUAGCCAGGCCAGAGGCAGCGACUGUUGGCUGCAGCCACCGGAGGAGAAAACAAAAAAAAAGGGAAGAGGGACGAGGCCGGCGUUACGCGCUGGAAGGGUAAAUAUGGUGCUACUCUAAUAACAUCGUGGUGUUGCAGGAGGAGACGGGGUGUUUCCCACGCGGAACGUGCAGGCCUGGCAGCGGGAGCGGCGCGAGCGUGCGGCAGGAGCCCCAGGAACAGCUGGAAACGAGGCGGGGGACAAGUCUCCCGGUUGAGGUCCCGCGCUCUCCUGCCUCCUCCUCUUAUCCAGGUUUAGCGACUGUAAAUACCGGUGCCUCCUCGCCUUGUUAGCCAUCGCUCCGUCCCGCGGGACCGGGCGCCGGCCCCGGCGCCGCAGCAGCGGGCUGAGCCUGGGGGAUCUUGUUCU
Messenger RNA from Nothoprocta perdicaria, 4839 nucleotides. RefSeq names its product phosphatidylinositol transfer protein membrane associated 2 (gene PITPNM2). Lineage: Eukaryota; Metazoa; Chordata; Aves; Tinamiformes; Tinamidae. Gene Ontology annotation, cellular component: cytoplasm. Gene Ontology annotation, molecular function: phosphatidylinositol binding; phosphatidylcholine intramembrane carrier activity; phosphatidylinositol transfer activity. The transcript is spliced from 27 exons. The record is from RefSeq and is a predicted model, not a curated record. Gene Ontology annotation, biological process: phospholipid transport. The coding region runs from base 223 to 4434 and encodes 1403 amino acids.